This is a messenger RNA of Polyodon spathula (Mississippi paddlefish), 4015 nucleotides long. Its product is annotated as ubinuclein-1-like. Gene Ontology annotation, cellular component: nucleus. The transcript has 17 exons. The record is from RefSeq and is a predicted model, not a curated record. NCBI's taxonomy places the organism in Eukaryota, Metazoa, Chordata, Actinopteri, Acipenseriformes, Polyodontidae. Bases 401 to 3760 code for a protein of 1119 amino acids.
UAUUUUCCAGAUUGGGAAACUAUUUAAUUGAGAAACAAUAUAGAUGUUCUUUGCAAAAAAAGUAGAGCACUGAAGGAACAAGUGUUAUUGUUUUACAUUGUAUUCCAUCCUCUGCUAUGAUAUUAAGUCGUGACAGGUCAAGACAUUCUGCUGUAUGGUACAUCAUUUUAUUUUGAAUUUUUACUACAAGCUCCACUCUAUUGUGCAGCUAAGUUACGCCGCAUGUAGUUGGCAAUAUUCCAAACUGUGUCAGUGAUCUGGGACCAUUAGCAAUGCACAUAUGUUUAAUAAGUGUUCAUAAUGUAGAACUACAGUGCCAGUAUUUAAAACACUCACUAACUGAACCCACCUGCUUUCUGCAUAGUUAGUGUCUCAGCGAUUAUAGACUUAUGUCAUUGUUAUGGCUGAACCACGGAGCAUGCAGCUGACCACGCUCUCUGGCAGUGAAACCUGCCUUCCCACAAGUUUACUGAAGAAACCACAGAAUGAAGGAGCAGUCGUUACCCCUGUGGACCCAAAAAGGACUGACAGAGACCCAACCGCUCGGCUAGUACUCGCUCUCUUUCAACCAGACCAAAGACACUGUCCAGAGUUUAACUAUCCCGAACUGGUAAAGAAAACAAAGAAGGAUUCUGUGAAAGAAUCUCGGGAACCUUUUGAGGAAGAUGAAGAUGAAGAUGAGGGGAAACGGAGACUGGAGCUUGAAGUGCUUGCUAAGAAGUUUGAAGAAAGAUAUGGCCCGAAGAAGCGUAAAAAGGACCAUAUGCAGGACUUAUUUGAUAUGGGCUAUGGAUAUGAUGACACAGACCCAUUUAUUGACAACUCAGAGGCUUAUGAUGAGCUUGUGCCGGCUUCACUCACAACAAAAUACGGUGGGUUCUACAUCAAUUCUGGAACGCUGCAAUUCAGGCAGGCAUCGGAAUCUGAACCAGACGACGAUUUAACAAAGGAGAAAAAGAUGCUGAAGUCUCCAAAGAAACGAAAAUUAAAGGAUGGAAGUGAAAAGGUCAUAAAAAAGAAGAAAGAAGAGGGUCAGCAUAAAGAAUCCCAGGUUGCUAAAGCUGGAAUUAUGCCACUUAAUCCCAGUAAGGAAGAAAAGAAAAAAAAUAAAAAGUUUACCAGAGUGCUGAGUGUGAAAAAAAUGUUCCAGAAGGAGAAGGAAGCCUUUGAAAAGGAGGAUGGGAAGCCUCUGUCCAGCCUUCAGCCUGUGGCUGCGCCGCCUCGGGCGCUGGACAGCAACCUCAGUGUGUCCGACCCUCUGCUCUCUCUUAUUGGCUGUGCUAACGAAAGUGAUCUGCAUGCAGCUAGCACUAUCGACUUGGGUGACAUUGAUCUAGAGAAGCUUCUUUAUGACUCUCCAGCUGCAAGCCCCCUUGACCUGGACGAGGGUAGCGACCCUCUCUCAGGAGGUCCGGGCCAGGUUCUUAAACAGAGCCCUGUGCUGCCUGAAGGUUUGCCAGCCCCUUUGGAGAGGCGCAUCAAAGAACUCACUCAGGCUGCCAAAGCAUCUGAGGGAGAGGGAAAACAGAAGUUUUUUACACAAGAAAUCAACAAUAUGCUUUUAGAUGUUGAGCUUCAGUCCAGAGAAUUGCAUAACCCGACACGUUCUGCUGUUUAUGCACAUCUGGCCUCUUUUCUUCCCUGCAGUAAGGACACUCUGAUAAAAAGGGCAAAGAAGUUGCAUUUACAUGAGCAGGAUGGGCGUCUUAAAGAGCCACUGCACAAACUAAAAGCAGCUAUUGGUAGAGUCAUGCCAGGCCAGAGCGCUAAGUACCAAGACGACUGCCAAGCUCGCACCCAGGCAAAGUUUGCCAAAAUGCUGGAAGAAGGGAAAGAGAAGGAACGUUCUGAUGAAGAGGAGGAGGAGGGGGAUGAAGAGAAGAAUGGGAAGCGGGUGAUGAGUCCUCGGAAGAAGUUCCAGUGGAAUGACGAGAUCAGGGAAUUUCUUUGCAACGUUGUAAGAAUAAAAAUGGGCAGUUAUGAGCUGGAGAGGAACAAGUCCCAAUCUGCAGAAAAAUAUCUUAAGGCUUUCCUGGAAGCUGAGGUCAAGCCACUGUGGCCUAAGGGGUGGAUGCAAGCAAGGAUGCUGUUUAAGGAAAGCAGGCGGGUACAUAGCUACAUCACUUCUAUACCGACAAAAAAAAAGGUCAUCAAUCCCCCGAAAAUAAAAAUGAAGGAUCCAAUUGUGAAAGUAGUGGGUUCGACAAGCACCUCGCUGCUGCAUUCGGGUGGCCCAGCAGUCCUGGCACAGGGCCCUGGUAGUAAUGCACUGAGCCCCGUGGGUUUCUUCAUUCCAGCCAGCGCCACUGCACACGGCUCCAGCACCCUGCACUCCUUCACUGGGGACGAUUCUCUGGAUGAAGAUUUGAUCCACAACCCUCCGUCGCUGCAAGGCGUUUCUGAGGAACUGGCUGCCCUGAACAGUGCUGCAAGGGGAAGUCCUGAUUUGUGUUUCUCUGCUGUCCAUAAACCAACUUCUGCUAACCUGCCAGUAUUAACAUCAUCUGAUGAGAAGAAUAAUUUUCCAAAACCAGUUAAUGCCACACCUGUCACUACUUCUGCUGCAUCAUCACAGUCGCCCCUAAAUCUUUUAGCAGAACAGGCAUUAGUGCUUGGACAGCUUUCACAAGAGAGGAAAUCUCAAAACUGUUCCACUGCUCUUUUGAGCAGAUACAAAGGGCUUCUGUCACAGACUUCUACAUGUAACAAAGUCCUUUCUGACAGUCUGCAGACCAAGCACAAGAACCUCAGCUUACUGCGAACAACUUCCAGCUCUGUGCAGAGCCUCAAGCCUUUUCACCAGACCAGCGAAUCACAGAAAAGCUUUCCUUCGUCCGCGCAGUUCAGCAUCAGCCAACUGCAAAGCUUGUCUCAGUCUAAAGCAUCAACGCUGUUUCAGCAAUGUGCCAGCAUGCAGCAGUCAAAAACAGCUGCAAAGACACAGCCUUUUCAUCCUCCCCACUCCUCUCUACCCUGUGCUGUUCAAGCUUCCUCUGUUACUGUGUCUAAAAUUCUUUCUUCUACAGGGUCUUCUGUCAGUUAUAUGUCUAGCACUUACAGCCAAGUUUACAAGCCGACUUUUUCAUUGCCUGCAAAGUCAAGUGUUCUUUCAAGUAGCUCAGCACACAGUGCCUCUGUCAGCACUGGCAUUUUACUCAAUAGGAAAUCGCCUUCUAUAAACCAAACCUCCAGCUUGCAGUCUCAAAGCUCCACCGUUAAGAAGCCCGUGGUUUCUCAGAAACUCACCCUGGUUGCUCCUCCGGGAGGUACCAAUGGAGACUCCACUAUGGGCACACAAGGUGUGGCAAGGCUUUUGACAUCGUCCCUCAAACCAGUAGUGGUUACCAGCUGUUCAACAUCUGCAAGUUCGUUAAAAAAUGUCCCAGGAGCAGCAGUACCGUCCAGUUCUCCAUCCCUGAGUCUUCUCUCCCCAUCAUUCACCUCCUCUGGGGAGACGCUGGCACCAGGGACCCUGAGCAUCUUGCCCGACAUUAUCCCAGUGCACACCUUCAGCUUCCCUGUCCUCUCGUUUGGCUCAGACUCGAAAGCAGGAGGGAGUAAAGAUGCAGUCGUGACGGGGCCUGCGCCAGGGACACUCCAUCAUGGCCUCGCCCCCAGUAUUUUUGCUGGGUUGCACGCUAGCGCCCACCACACAACACAGCUCCCACAACCCACUCAGUCUACCCACUUACAGCAAAGUCUGCAAGAUGGUAGUCAAAUCCAUGGAGAGAACUCAAAUGCACAGCGAAAACUGCAGUGAUGCUUCUUGCAGAAUGAACAUGGAAUCCGGUAACUGUAGCAUGAACUAUUACAUUAACAUCUGGAGGGUAUUAUAACCGAAUGGUUUUAUACACGCCGGAAUGCUGCGGAAUACUUUUAAGUUUACCAUUACCCUAUAGAAUUAUCUCAUUAACAAUUAUCUCUGAAUAAUAUUACAUCAACAUAUUGAAUUACAUACCGCUUUGUAGUUUUCUGUAUAGAAUGGAAAAUGACAAUGUAAUACUGUACUACUAUU